AAAGAAUAAAAUAAAAGUAUGGCAGUUUUGGAAAUAAAAUAUCUUCCUUUUGAAGCAAUAAAAACGUUAGUUAUAUAGUCCGUAUAUAGAUAAGUCAGGAGCAUUAUGCUGUUUCUUCAAUCUAUUGGGCAAUACAAUGGAGCCAUACGCUGAUGUGAAUUGUAUUUUGAGAGUGAAUACUAAUUGUGGUGCAUGUAAGUGCAAGAUGGUUGAAGUUAUAAGCUCUAUCUCUGGUGUAUAUUCGAUUAGCAUUGAUGGGGAUGAGAAUUUACUGAAAAUCUGUGGAGAAGUGGAUCCUAAUCGUCUAUUGAGUGCACUAUCAAGAGAAGGCGAACACGCAGAAAUAGUGAAAGCCCAUCUGAAGCACCCUGGGCUGCGACGUAAUUCGAUGUAUCCUCAAGGCUCUGCCCGCGGGCAUGGCUAUGGUCGCUCGAUGUAUGGUCAUGAUGCUUCCUAUGGUCAUGGACAAUUGAUGUAUGGUCAUGGCCAUAAGCCCCAUUAUGGUCAUCAAGCAUAUCCUAUAAGGGGAGCCCUUCCUUAUCAUGCUAACCAUCCAUUUGACUAUCAUUCCACAAAUGUUAGGUCAAACGCCUAUCCUUUCUAAAGAGGCCAGACGGAGAGGAUUGAACUUGUGACACAACCUCAACGUGGACGAGAUACAGGCAUACACAGCUCCUUAAGUUUCAACACCAAAAACCUAAACUAGAUAUACAGCGUUUGAGAUUUUUAGUAACUGCACAUUUACUUGGUAUUUUCCAUGUUAAGAUUUUGAGUUAUUGACUUAAUGGAUCGUGUCGUUUGAAAGAUGGAGAAAUCUGUCUCGAUCAAAGUAAAUGUUUUACGAAGUAUUCCUCCAUCCCCUAUUAUUGUUUCACUUCUUAUUCGCUUGAUCAAUACAAAUCACUCUUAAUCUCUUA
This is a messenger RNA of Cuscuta epithymum, 917 nucleotides long. Lineage: Eukaryota; Viridiplantae; Streptophyta; Magnoliopsida; Solanales; Convolvulaceae. The record is from the annotation of a GenBank genome assembly.